AUGCAGGUCGGGAAUGGCUACUUCGCAUUCGGGGCCGACGUCACCGGCCUCCAGACCUUCCUCCCCUGGGCGACGAUGUCCGACUGGGGAUGGAAGAACGACUCGCUUCCCGCAGGUACGACCGAUGCAGACAUUGCGGCCUACCGUGGCAACGUGACAGAGGAGGCGCUGGAAGGAAAAAGACAGGUGCUGAAUUUGUGGACGGGUACGGUGACAAGCACGUUCCAAUGGGAGGGGGCGGACGUGCGUGUACAGACCGUCGCGGCGCAGGAGAGCAACACAGUCGGCGUCACAAUCACGUCCCCGCUCCUGCAACGCGGCCGCCUCGGAGUGUUCCUCGACUUCCCGUGGAACGAUGGCGUCCAGAAAUUCGAGGCGCCCUUCGUCGGCGUGUGGAACGCGACGAGCAACCAUACCACGGCGUUGCGCACGGGCGGUGGGCUAGGUCGUAAUAUCCAGGCGCAGAUCGCGCACACGAUGGACGCCACGACGUUCUUCGCGUCCGUCGGAGGAGACGCCUUCUCUGCCAAGCGAGUCUCGCCGGAUGCGCACCGCUACGAGAUCGUCCCGCGCCGCGGCCAGAAGGAGUUCUCCGUCGCAGUCGCGUAUUCGCCGGGGGCAGUCCAGGCAGUAUCGGGCGUGAAGGAGAUCCAGCGCGAGUCCCAGCAGGCUUGGGAGGACUUCUGGUCCAAUCACGGUUUCGUGGACGUUUUGACGGGAUCCACUGAUGCCCGCGCGGAGGAGCUGCAACGGCGCAUCAUCCUGUCGCAGUAUCUGUUGCGAGUGAACGAGGCGGGUGAUUAUCCUCCGCAAGAGUCCGGCCUAGUCAACAAUGGAUGGGUGAGCAAGAUGCAAGGCUAUUCCACUGGAGCGCGCUGGUCCAAAAUGACCGAUCCAGCUGGGCGGUCAGCCCCGGGGGAGAUCAACGAGCUCCUGAUCUGGGAACAGCCGCACCCGCUCGUAUUCGCCGAGUACGAGUAUCGGGCCACCCGGUCGAUGGCGACGCUGGAGAAGUGGCACGACGUGGUGCAUGCGACGGCGGAUUGGAUGGCGGUCUAUGCCCACCGGAACGCGAGCACCGGCUUCUUCGAUCUAGGCCCACCGAUGUACGUCGUGAGUGAGGACACGAGCCCGAACGUGACGCGCAACCCGGCAUUUGAGUUGGCGUACUGGCGUUUCGGUCUAGACCACGCGAGCACUUGGAUGGAAAGAAUGGGAGAAGCGGUGCCGGCCGAGUGGACGGAGGUGAAGGACAACCUGGCCCCACUCCCGAUCGAAGACGAACUGUACGCGGUUUACGAGGGGAUCCCGAGCGACUUUUGGGAUACGCCGACGUUCACCAACGACCACCCGGCCAUGGUGGGCUUGUAUGGAUGGUUGCCGCAAACCGCGAACGUGAGUUUGACCAUGGCCAAGGCGACGGCGGAGAAAAUUUGGACGAGUUGGAACAUCAGCAACUGCUGGGGAUGGGACUUCCCCAUGCUGGCGAUGUCCGCAGCGCGCAACGGAGAGACGGAGAAGGCGAUAGAAUGGCUGCUCCACCCGCUGUUCGAAUUCGACGACGUCGGGAUGCCCGUAGGCGGAGUGCGUGUUCCGACUCCGUAUUUCCCGGGUUCCGGUUCGCUGCUGUAUGCGAUGGCGAUGAUGGCUGAGGGGUGGGACGGAAGUAAGGGUACUGCACCGGGAUUUCCGAAAGCGGGGUGGGAGGUACGCACGGAGGGGAUGAGCAAAGCGAUGUGA
Messenger RNA from Trametes versicolor FP-101664 SS1, 1740 nucleotides. RefSeq lists its product as uncharacterized. The record is from RefSeq and is a predicted model, not a curated record. Gene Ontology annotation, biological process: carbohydrate metabolic process. NCBI's taxonomy places the organism in Eukaryota, Fungi, Basidiomycota, Agaricomycetes, Polyporales, Polyporaceae. The transcript has 5 exons. Bases 1 to 1740 code for a protein of 579 amino acids.